Molecule: messenger RNA, 2914 nt
Organism: Sycon ciliatum
Lineage: Eukaryota; Metazoa; Porifera; Calcarea; Leucosolenida; Sycettidae
Product: conserved oligomeric Golgi complex subunit 2-like
Exons: 18
Coding region: 57-2330 (757 amino acids)
Biological process (GO): Golgi organization; intra-Golgi vesicle-mediated transport; protein transport
Cellular component (GO): membrane; COG complex
Source: RefSeq, a predicted model, not a curated record
UCUUCAAAGGGCAAAGCUGUUUGAUGAUAGACUUGAGGUGAGAGAUAGAGUUUGUAAUGGCGGAGGAGGCAGCUAGCUCCCUCUUGGGAGCAAGCAAUACUCGAUUUUGUUUUGCACGAGAGGAAUUUCUUCGUGAGAGCUUUGAUGUUGACGAAUUUAUUUCGUCAUGUCGCCGUCGAGUGUCCUUGGAGACUCUCCAUGAGGAUCUUAGUGUACACUACAAAGCUUUGAGAAAUGCGAUGAUGGAGUUGAUCAACAAAGACUAUGCUGACUUUGUAUCGUUAUCAAGCAGUCUUGUGGGUCUGGAAAAAGAAAUUGGAGAUAUUCUUGUUCCACUUGGCCAACUCCGAGAAGAAGUUUCGACAGUGAAGGGUACGGUGGACAAUGCACGAGGCAAGCUGGAACAACUCCUUGAGCGGAGAGCUGAAUGUGUCAAAAAGAAGGCUGCACUGGAGCGCUAUCUGGUCAUUUCUCAGAAAAUCGAUAGCAUUGAGCAAUUCUUGCGCCUAGACGGUCGCGAUCUAACAACAGCCGGUGUCGGUGGCGAUGAUAGUGAUGAAGAUGUUUUGGAGAGAGUGACCAGUGCAUUCAACGAGCUGCAGUUUCAAGUUGAGCAGGCUGAGGACUCAGCAUUCGUGUCUGCCAUCACCCCUCGCAUAUCAGCUAUCACAUUGAGCUUGCAGUCCGGCUUGGCGAAGUCAUUUCAGGCAGGGCUGGCAUCCAACGAUUCACAGCGCUUGCAUCGAUGCCUACGCACUUAUGCAGCCAUUGACCGGACAUCUGCAGUGGAGGCUCUGUUUAAAACGUCUGUGGUUCGUCCAUACUUGAGUCCGAUUAUUUCCAGUCGUUCCACGCUGGACGAUAUCUACCCACCUGUGGUCGACUUCAUCAAUAAGCACUGUGCAACCCUUGUCACGUUGACUUCAUCGUUUCAGUCCAGUUCAUCGUCUUCGUCAUCGGCUUCAUCCAGCGGUGAUAGUAAAACUAGCCUGGCUAAUAUACAGGGAAUUGACUUUCUUGUCAAUGCCGUAUGGCCGGAAAUUGUAACAUUGCUGUGUACUCAAACACCGACUAUUUUCGCAGCUGGAAAUCCGGACACAUUUCAUGAAAACUACACCAAGACCAUGGACUUCCUAAGCACCUUUGAACGUCUGUGUCGCACUCAAGCAUCAGUGAAGCGACUUCGAAAUCAUGCCAGUUACAAGCAACUCCUGUCCAAGUGGAGUUUACCUGUUUACUUUCAGCUGAGAUUUCAAGAGAUUGCCUGGGCAUUAGAAGAGGUGUUGUACAGCGACUCGUUUUCCAGUCCGGCUGGCCAAGGCUCUGAUUUCCGGUGUGUAGCGACCAGUACACUGUGGUCAUCUCUUGAGCGUUGCUGGUCAAGAUCAGUCUAUCUGCAAUCCCUUGCACAUCGCUUCUGGAAGCUUACUCUACAGAUCUUGUCACGGUAUUGUUGCUGGGUGACUGAGAUACAGUUGGAAACAAGUUCAUCAGACAAUGGCAGUCGGGACUUCUCUGCAGGUACAGAUAGUGGCAACGGCAGCCGUGGUGGUACCUCCAAACCACCAAGUGUCUCUCCCCCAACUGUCAGUAGUGGUGGUGACAGCAAUGGAAGCAAUGCAUCUGGCCUGACAGCUAGUUGUAGACAACUUGUUGAUGUCAUCCUGGAUACUGAACAACUACUUCACAAGCUACCAGCGUUUCUGUCGGAUGAAAUUCAGCCACGUCUUGCAACAUUCAACUCGUCUCCUCAGCUUGUUGGAGAUGGUAUGCUCGAAUCACGUCUUGCCAUCAAACAAUUGCAGCCAAGGCUAAGCCAACUAGUGUCAAACUAUCUUUGUCAGGAAUGUCUUGUUCACCUAGAUGCAGCCCGUACGAUUCCCAGACUGUACCGGCAUACAAACCGUACUGCCCCAACAGCACCAAGUGCAUACAUCUGUGCACUGGCUCAGCGUAUGCAAGCGUUCAGUGAAGAGUACAGCCGCUGUGCAGCAUCCUUCAUACCGUCUUGGUGUGGACAUGCACUAGCUCAACUGUGCAUUCGCUACAAAGCCGUAGUAUCUGAGAUCCUGGGGUCGGUAAAGAAGACAGAAGAGAGCUUGCAACGCUUGAAACGCACGCGGCGCAGUGCAACACAGAAGGACACCAGAGGUGAUGAUGCUACUGGUGAACUUAGUGACGAGGAUAAAAUACGGCUGCAGCUCUUCUUGGAUGUACGCAGCCUCGCAGAAAAGAUGGAGGACCUUGGCUAUCAGCUGAACAACACAGAUUCCUACGCAGAGUUGUUUGCACUCGUACAACCAUCAGCCUCACUCAUGUCACCCAAAUAGAUCCUACACAGGUGCCCGUCGAUUUCUUUUCCUGUUUUCCUGUUCCCGAUUGCGGAAACCAGGCCGCCGUCUUGAUAACGAUUACUGUACACUCUAUCUUACUUUAUUCUGUAUUUUUUUCAUCAUUACUCUCUGUCUGCUCCGCAGUGCUGUUUAGCAGUGGUCUUUACCCACUGUAUGCUGUGUACAUAGAAGCAAUGUGUCACGUCUAUUUUACCAAUCUUUAGAUUGCCUUCAGCCUUUCUGUUGCCAUUUAAUUUUUGCGCUAGAUUUCAAGCUGUUGAAUACCGUUUUAGUAUUUAUGAAAUUACUCCUUUUUCUGUAAUUGCUGCUGCUCUGCCACUGCUGUUCUACUUGUACAUUAUAACUACGCCCCUGUUCCCAAUUGUGUGACCCGGAUUGCCUGCUGUGCACGUAUGACUUCACUCCCAUUAUCAAGACAAUAGUAAUGCUUUACUGGCAAGGCGGCCAUUAUGACAUUGUCUUGUACACUGAUCUACUACAUCAGUCAUGAUGUAUAUGAAGAAGAAUGUGCUCUUUGCCUCCUCAUGACUGUUCUGAACCAGCUAAACAUACAGACGUUA